GUCACCGAGCGGUGGCGGGAAACCUGGGAAACCCCGGUCUUGGGACGGUCGUGGGAAUGGCUGAGCUGGACUCGGAUGCCGGGAGCGAUGAAGUGGUGCUCACGCCCGCUCAGCUCAUCUGCAGUUUGGAGGAGGCUUGGAUGAAUGAGAAAUUUGCCCCGGAGCUGCUCGAAAGCAAAACAGAAAUUGUUGAAUGUGUCAUGGAGCAGCUUCAACACAUGGAAGAGAAUUUGAAACGAGCCAAACAAGGAGAUCUAAAAAUCAGCAUUCAUCGCAUGGAGGUGGAAAGAAUCCGUUACGUUCUCAGCAGUUACUUGCGCUGCCGACUUCGGAAGAUUGAGAAAUAUUUCCCCCAUGUCCUGGAGAAGGAAAAGACUCGGGGAGAAGGAGACCCAUCUAUCUUGUCCCCAGAAGAGUUUGCCUUUGCCAAAGAGUACAUGGCAAACACAGAGAACCAUCUCAAAAACGUUGCACUGAGACAUAUGCCUCCAAACCUUCAGAAAGUUGAGUUCCUCAAGGCCGUUCCCAAGCCCAACCUGGAUGCCUUCGUCUUCCUGAGAGUGAAAGAGAGACAAGAAAAUAUAAUGGUGGAGCCGGAACAUGAUGAGCAAAGAGAGUACGUGAUCGAUCUGGAUGAAAACUCCCAACAUUUGAUCCGCUACAAGACAAUUGCUCCCUUGGUGGCCUCUGGUGCAGUUCAGCUCAUUUAGACCAGAUGGAUUUACAGACGCCAUUUUUUUGCCAAGUUACCAAUCCUAAGACUGACCUGCGUGCCUGGGGAGCACAGUGCUUGACGAUGUGCCUAACUUUGGGAAUUUAAUUCAACUGGUUUGAUUCCAGUAUCGGAUGCCCGAACGGCUGUUUGUGCUGCUGAAACAAUGCUGUGCAACUCCAUCCCUGGUGGAGAAAAGAUUUGGAAAGUAGAGUGGUCCAGCUCAGCAAUUUAAGGACAUAUCAUUACCUGUCCAGCAGGUGGCAGUAGGCCUGUUCUAUAAGGGCCAGAUUCAAGCCAUGGAAUGGAAAUAUGAAAUGGUAUAGCAAA
Pantherophis guttatus is the source of this 1042-nucleotide messenger RNA. RefSeq names its product GINS complex subunit 4 (gene GINS4). Gene Ontology annotation, biological process: double-strand break repair via break-induced replication; DNA-templated DNA replication. The record is from RefSeq and is a predicted model, not a curated record. Gene Ontology annotation, cellular component: GINS complex. Lineage: Eukaryota; Metazoa; Chordata; Lepidosauria; Squamata; Colubridae.